Messenger RNA from Xenia sp. Carnegie-2017, 1871 nucleotides. Its product is annotated as protein wntless homolog. NCBI's taxonomy places the organism in Eukaryota, Metazoa, Cnidaria, Anthozoa, Malacalcyonacea, Xeniidae. The transcript is spliced from 12 exons. The coding region runs from base 160 to 1749 and encodes 529 amino acids. Gene Ontology annotation, molecular function: Wnt-protein binding. Gene Ontology annotation, biological process: Wnt signaling pathway; Wnt protein secretion; intracellular protein transport. The record is from RefSeq and is a predicted model, not a curated record. Gene Ontology annotation, cellular component: organelle membrane; endomembrane system.
UCAAUGUAGUUGAAUAGAAGCCUGUUUAUUAGUGUUUAACUCAAUUACUAUAAUAACUCGUCCGAUCGAGCGUAUUUCCGUAGUUAAACUGUUAACGUUUGUAUAACAGUCUAGUGUCUUGGAUUUGAUUUCAAGCAUAUUUUGUGAUCAGCUGCUCUUAUGGCUGGUGUUAUUUUGGAAACGACAUCAAAUAAAAAGUUAAUAGGGUUUGCUGUUGUCCUCCUGGGAGUACAGCUGUUGUUCUUUGUGAUUGGUGGUACAUUGGCACCUCAUCCAACCAAUGCCAUGGUUCAUAUGGCUUGGCCUUGUCUUGACCCCAGUAGAGGAAAAACUGACAAAUGGUUUGGACAUAAUGAUGAUGAUUGUGUACAGCAAGAUUUGUCAAAAAAUGUGCCAGGCUUGACACCUGAUCAGAUUGUCUUCUCUGUUCUUAUACCUCACAGUGGCUUAGACAUGUCUAGAUGGCAUCAGUUCAUUGUUGGAGUUAUAUCACUUGAAGUUGAUGAUACUCACUUGCCUCGAGGCCUAAAUCCAGUUGUAACCAUGGAUAUUCGACUUGGGGCUAAGGAUACACAUCAUAAUUCAUGGAAGGAACUGGCACGAUCUACAGAAAGGAGGGAACAUCAUUGUAAAAAAAACGAUGAUGGCUUGGACUGUGAGGAUAUGCAUGGUUUCGAACUUGGCAGUGUUCAUUACGAUCAUUACCUUGUAAAUAUUCGGUUGCCUUUUGGUAAAGGUUAUAAUGAAGAUUUUGGUCAGUUGAAAUCUAUGACCGUUGUGGAAAUUCACCAAAACGGUGGCUUUACAAAAAUGUGGUUUGGCUUAAAAACCAUCCUAGCACCACUACUCAUAUUUACUGUCGUGUGGUUUCGAAAGAGAAUCAAGCGAUUGCCAAGAACUCCUUAUCUAUUUGAGACGAGCAUAUUUUGGCUUGGAGUAUCGAUUGCUUUUCUUGAUUUUCCCUUUGAAUGGUUUACGUUAUGGAUAAAUAUGCCGUUCAUGUUAGUCAUCAGUGACAUUCGUCAAGGGAUAUUUUAUGCGACAUUGCUUACUUUCUGGCUCAUCUUUGCUGGAGAGCAUAUAAUGGACGAUACGCAAAGGAACAGUUUGAAAGCUUACAAAAAAGAAAUUGUGGCUAUCGGUUUUGGAUCUUUUUCUCUUCUAAUAUUUGAUCUUUGUGAAAGGGGGGUACAGCUUUCAAAUCCAUUUCAUAGCAUUUGGACGAGUGACAUUGGCAAGAAACUUGCAAUUGUAUUUUUAGUUCUCUCCGCUGUUGCUGCAUCCUUGUACUUUUUGCUUUUUCUUAUAAUGAUGUUGAAAGUAUUCUGGCACAUAAGUGGUAAACGGUCGAACGUUUCCCAGAUGAGCGCAGGACGACGGGUGGCGUAUGAGGGAGCAUUCUAUAGAUUUAAAUUUUUGCUGGGAUUCACGAUGAUAUGUGCUGCAUUAACUAUUGCAUUCUUUAUUGUGACGAAUGUUAACGAGGCUCACUGGAAGUUUGGAGAAAGAAACACUAUCGAGGUUUCCAGUGCGUUUAUUGCUGGUAUUUAUGGUUUGUGGAAUAUCUAUGUGUUUGCAAUCCUUGUGUUAUAUGCGCCAUCCAUACAAUCCAUCAACACUCGCACUAUAGAAGUGAAUGAUGCAGAUGAAGACACGAGUUUUUCUGACACACAGCGCUUUAUAACACAGUCUGUGAAUGCAGAUUCCUCUCUCAUAUACUCUAUUGCUGGAAAAGGAAGCAUAAACUAAUGGAGAAUAGCUAUGACCUGUGAUUGCACUAGGUGAACGUUUUUAUGAUUUUUAUAUAAUGUUUACUCUAUUUACACAAAGAUAUUGUCACCUGAGAAAAAUUAAAGUUUUUGUUGAUGAUA